ACGUGGAAAAUGCAGUUGACGUUUUUAUUUGGUUUGCUGUGCUGCUUGGCCCAAGGCAGUCAGGCCUGGCGACCAUGUCCGGAGCUCAGUCCCGCAUUGCGCUUGCCAUGCAGGUGCAAUGUGGUGCCUUUUGCGGCAACUGGUCAACUGGGCGCCGUGGCCAUGGACUGCGAUCGAGUCGUCUUUCACAGCGAUGCGCCGCAGCUGCCUUAUGGAGCGCCCAUCGUGGCGUAUACGCAACGUCAUAGCGGCCAGCAAACGAUGCCCGCACAGACAUUUGGUCAACUAAAGCUGCCCAUCGAGGAGCUGGAUCUGUCCAACAAUCUGAUACGUCGCAUACCAGAGAAAGCAUUCGACGGGCUGAAGGAUUCGCUGAACGAACUGCGCCUGGCCAACAAUUUGCUGGGCGACAAUCUGAAUCCCAUAUUCUCGACGGCUGAGCUGCACGCCCUGAAGAAUCUGCGCCUCUUGGACCUCUCGGGCAACAAGAUCAAACUGAUCGAGGAGGGUGUGCUCAAGGGUUGCAUGGACCUCAAGGAGUUCUUCAUGGACCGCAAUAGCUUGACCGCAGUGCCAGUCAACUCGCUGAACGGACCCAGCGCUCUGAAGCAUCUGUCUUUGCGUCAGAAUCACAUAGCUACUCUCUAUCGGGACUCCUUCAACGCGCAGGCUCAAUUGGAGAUCAUCGAUCUGCGCUAUAAUAUCUUGCGCAGCAUUGACAGCCAGGCCUUCCACGGACUACACAAGAUAAGGGAAAUCAAGCUGGCUGGCAAUCGUCUAACCAAUCUCAACAGCGACGUCUUCGAACAGCUUCACUCUUUGCAGAAGCUCGAUCUGUCCGAGAACUUCUUUGCUCAAUUUCCCACGGUGGCACUGGCUGCCAUCACAGGACUCAAAGCUUUGAAUCUAUCCUCUAAUAUGCUGCAGCAACUGGACUACACGCACAUGCAAGUGGUCAAGUCUCUGGAGAGCCUAGAUCUGAGUCGCAAUAGCAUCACGAGCAUAUCGCCUGGCACAUUCCGCGAUCAGAGCGCACUCAAGUACCUGGAUCUCAGUCUCAAUUCGCUGCGAACGAUUGAGGACGAUGCACUGGAGGGUCUGGAGAGUCUGCAAACGUUGAUCAUCAAGGAUAAUAAUAUUUUGCUAGUGCCGGGCAGCGCUUUGGGUCGCCUGCCACAGCUCACCUCACUGCAGAUGGAUUUCAAUCGCGUGGCAGCACUUUCGUCAGAAAUUCUCGGCUCUGUCCAAGCGGCAGAUAUUACCACAUUGUCGCUAUCUCGCAAUGUUAUACGAGAGCUGCCACCAGGCAGCUUCCAAAUGUUCAGCAGUCUGCACACACUCGAUCUGUCGGGCAAUUCGUUGGUCUUGAUCAAUGCGGAUACCUUUGCGGGCCUGGAGGGCACCUUGAUGCAGCUGAAGCUGGGACAGAAUAAGCUCAGUGGCUUGGGCAAUAUGCCGCUUACACUGCCCGAGCUGCGCAGCCUGGACCUAAGCAGCAACACCUUAACGGAGUUGAGCUUGAAUAUCUUUGAGGAUUUGGAGAACCUGCAGUCGUUGAAUUUGAGUGGAAAUCAUUUGACGCCUUUGAUGCCGGCGCUCUUCCGGCCGCUCGCUCGACUGCAGAUCAUUGAUCUGAGUCAGUGCAGCAUCCGGCAGUUCAGCGGCGAUCUGCUCGGUGGUCUGCAGGACCUGAAGCACAUUCACUUGGCUGGCAAUCAGCUGCAAGAGCUGCAGGACGGCAGCUUUGUCAAUCUAUGGAACAUUAGCUCCAUUGACUUGUCCAACAAUCAGAUCAAUUCGAUACGCGCCGGCGCCUUUGUCAAUGUGAUGCAAUUGAAGCGCUUGGAUUUGCAUGGCAAUCAGUUGUCGGCAUUCAAGGGCGAAUUCUUCAAUACGGGCACUGGCAUUGAGGAGUUGGACAUCUCACGAAACCAGCUCAGUUAUCUCUUCCCCUCCUCGUUUCGCAUACAUCCACGUCUGCGCGAGAUCAAGGCGGCACACAACAAGUUCUCCUUCUUCCCCGCCGAGCUGAUUGCCUCAUUGCAGUACUUGGAGUCCAUUGAUCUGUCGCACAAUCAAUUGAAGACGGUUGAGGAGCUGGACUUUGCCCGUUUGCCACGUCUGCGUGUUCUGCUCCUGGCCCACAACCAACUGGACAUGGUCAGCGAGAUGGCCUUCCACAACUCCACCCAGCUACAAAUCCUCGAUCUGUCGCACAACAAUCUCGAUCGCAUUGGUGAACGCACCUUUGAGGGUCUCGUGCGCCUGGAGCAGUUGAAUCUGGAGGACAAUCAGCUAGCUGAGCUGUCGGACAAUGUCUUUGAGCACACCAAGCUGCACAUGUUGGAGAACAUAAAUCUGGCCAGGAAUCGCUUUGAGUACGCUCCACUCAAGGCCUUGCAGCUGCGCUACUUCUUCGUCUCCUCGGUGGAUCUGAGCCACAAUCGCAUUAGGGAGCUGCCACGAGAUGAUAGCAUUAUGGUGAACAUCAAACGCAUAGAUCUGUCCUACAAUCCACUUACCAUGCAGGCGGUGCACAAUGUGCUCCAUGAACCGAAAACUGUGAGGGAAUUGAAUCUAGCCGGCACAGGCAUUGAGGAGCUGCAGCUGCUCGAGACGCCCUUCCUACAGUAUUUGAAUCUCUCGAACAACAAGUUGCGUAACGUUAAGGCGGAGGUCUUCCAGCGGGUUACACUGCUGGAAACUCUGGAUCUAUCCAACAAUAAGCUCGAGUCCCUCAAUGAUCUAUCGCUGGCGUGGCCACAGCUGCAGGUGCUGCAGGAACUGGAUGUGUCCAACAAUAGCUUGGAGCUCAUCUCGCACUCCAACUUCGCUCACCUGGAGAUGCUCCGCAGCCUGAAGCUCAAUCAUUUGCCACUCUGCAAUCGCAUCGAGAAGAACGCCUUUAAGCCUUUGAACAAUUUGGAAAACUUGGAGGCUUACGAGCUACCCCUGUUGGGUUAUCUGGAUGUUCAGGGCAUUAUGGAGCUGUUGCCUGGCCUGGAGAAGCUUGACAUUGAGGUCAAGGAUGCGACCAUAGGCAGCGAGCAAAUACAGCCAUUGAAGCAUCCAAGACUCAGCUCCAUUGGCAUACGGGGCGAGCGCCUGAAGUCCAUCUCAUCUGGCACUUUGGCUGGGCUGAAGAGCAACGACUUGACCAUCAAGCUGCAGAAUACCUCGCUGAGUGCAUUGCCUCCCGCAUUACUGUUCCCAGUGCCGCGCUCCUCGCACCUGACCCUCAAUGUGGAGGGCUCGAAGAUUGCGUCACUUGUGCCGCAAUUCCUGAAUGCCUUGGACGAUCGUCGAGCCAGUCUGCAGCUGCAGGGCUUGGCCAGCAAUCCCAUCAACUGCAAUUGUGAUGCACGUGCUCUGCGACGCUGGCUGCCCAGCUCGAGCAUGUCGGAGCUGUUGUGCAGCCAGCCGAGCUACCUGGCUGGUCGCAAGCUCACCGAGGUGGGCGAUGAUGAGCUCACCUGCGACCCGCGACGCAUGACCUCCACAUCGGCGCGUCCUUCGAUGCCGCAGCUGCAAAAAAGCUCCGCCUCCAGUCAGCUGGUGACACGCACCAGCAGCAGCGCCCACACAGAGGAGCCACUCAUCAUCUGGAGCAUGGAGCCCACACAGCCCACCAUCAUGAAGAUCAAGACAAAGGCGCCGCUAAUGAAGGCCCAAGCGCCGAUCAUCAGCAACGAUGACACACUCAUCAUUGGCAUUGUUGGCGGCGUGGUCGCCUUCAUUGCCAUACUCAUUAUCAUCAUCUGCAUCAUCAGGCUGCGCAUGAGCAAUGCCGAGUAUCAGCAGAGCGCCGCCAUGAUGGGCCUGCCGGCCAUGCAGCAGCAGCAGCUGGGCGCCCACAAUGCUGCCUACAGCUAUAAGAAUGGAGCAGGUGCUGCAUUGUAUGCUGUGCCCCCAUAUCAGGCGAACUAUGCCACGCUGCCGCACAAGGCGGCCUCCAUACAUCAUCAAUCAACGCAAAAUCUCAGCCAGCGUCAGCAGCAACAGCAGCAGCAGCAGGUGCAACAGCAGGCGCAGCAGCUGGCAGCGCAACAGGCAGCAGCUGCGGCCGCCUACUCCACCAUGUCACGCAUGUCGUACUUCAGUGGUGCGGGCGCUGGGGGUGGUGCUGCCAGCGCCGAUGGUGCUGAGAGCUUGACGCAUCACCAGCAUCAGCAUCAGCCCUACAUCAUCUACUCGGACGACAAGGCCUACAGAUAGACGUGGCUAGGUACAUUCCAAACCAAGCACUCAGUCAGCUGCAGAGCUUGGCCAACACAGGUUCUACACAAUCGUCAUUCGUCGUCAGCUUAUGUAUGUUGUAUAUAGACUAUAGUUCAUUCCCUAACCGUAUGCGUAUCUUAACAUAAUUAAGUCAAAAAAUAUAA
Drosophila hydei is the source of this 4382-nucleotide messenger RNA. RefSeq names its product protein artichoke. The record is from RefSeq and is a predicted model, not a curated record. The transcript is spliced from 6 exons. NCBI's taxonomy places the organism in Eukaryota, Metazoa, Arthropoda, Insecta, Diptera, Drosophilidae. Gene Ontology annotation, molecular function: protein binding. The coding region runs from base 10 to 4215 and encodes 1401 amino acids.